This is a messenger RNA of Corticium candelabrum, 2212 nucleotides long. RefSeq names its product protein O-mannosyl-transferase TMTC1-like. The transcript is spliced from 2 exons. The coding region runs from base 101 to 2026 and encodes 641 amino acids. Gene Ontology annotation, biological process: endoplasmic reticulum unfolded protein response; protein O-linked glycosylation via mannose. Gene Ontology annotation, cellular component: endoplasmic reticulum. NCBI's taxonomy places the organism in Eukaryota, Metazoa, Porifera, Homoscleromorpha, Homosclerophorida, Plakinidae. Gene Ontology annotation, molecular function: mannosyltransferase activity; protein binding. The record is from RefSeq and is a predicted model, not a curated record.
CUUAAACCAAAGCGAUUGAUUUCGCGGGCUAUUGAGUGCUCACGUGCACUGGAAGCGCGCUAUCAGCAAAUUUCCUGUACAGAGGCAAUUGACAGGCGUCAUGAGGUGGAUGGAUGUUUUUCUCUCAGUUUCCAUGUCUGUUCUCGUAUAUUUAAAUUCACUGAAUGGAGGGUUAGUGUUCGACGAUAUUCGUGGAAUUUCAAAGAACGAAGACAUCCGUACCGACGUAACAUCUGUGUGGAGGUUGUGGCAAGAUGACUUUUGGGGCGGGGCCAUGAGCAGAGAGCAAAGCCAUAAAUCCUAUCGUCCGCUCACCGUACUGUCAUAUCGAUACCUUAACUACGCUAUAUGGGGCUUAGAACCAUUUAGCUAUCAUCUGGUGAAUGUCCUCAUGCAUGCAACGGUGACAGGACUAUUGGUGUUGAUGACGACCAUUCUGGUGGGCGGAGCUGAUCACAUACCGAUGUUUGCAGGUAGUUUGUUUGCUGUUCACAGCGUUCACACGGAAGCUGUGAAUAACAUUGUAGGACGAGCUGAGUUACUGAGUGCUGUCUUCUUUUUGUUGUCUUUUAUUUCUUAUGUUCGAAGUUGCACAGCCAGUAAUGAAUUUUGCUCUUCAAAAACAGACUGGAGGUGGUUCACUGUUAGCUUGUUGAUGGCUGCUUGUUCUAUGUUGAGUAAAGAGCAAGGAGUUACGUGUCUUGCAAUCUGCACAGUAUAUGACAUUCUUGUUCAUUUUGAUGAAUUGUCCCAAUGGCUAAGUAUCAAAGGUCUAGUUCCUGAUAGGAAGAGAAGAAAUGUAGUGAAACACAUGCCCAAACCUCCAUUUUAUGUGUUCUACAGGCUGAUAUUGACUGCGGUGUGCGUUAUUGUUCUGCUUUACUUCCGUCUGUGCAUGAACUCGGGGACUCAACCAAUCUUCAAACCUGAGGAGUUAAGGGCAUCGUUUCACCCAGAUCAGCAGACGAGAAUGCUCAGUUUUGGUUAUAUACAUGCAUUUAAUGCAUGGCUAUUGUUGUGUCCCUACAGUCUCUGCUGUGACUGGUCACUGGGAUCCAUACCAUUAGUCCACAGUCUAUGGGAUAUGAAGAACCUGGCACCUCUUACAGUGUAUGCUGUUAUUGCAAUUUUGUUUCUCAACAGUUUGAUUAAAGCAGAAGAAAGAUUUGCAGUUGGGAUGAGCCUGGCGUUUCUUGUUGUACCAUUUAUGCCAUCAUCGGGUGUUGUAUUCAGAGUGGGCUUUGUUGUUGCAGAGCGUGUAAUGUACCUACCAAGCAUCGGCUUCUGCAUGCUGGUGGCUCUUGGCAUCAAACGUCUGUCUUCCUACUUUGGUUCUGUUACCUAUUUCAUUUUUAUCUCUCUUUUAAUAUUGCUUUCAAUCAAAACAUUUGAUCGCAACAAGGACUGGAAAACUGACUUUAGCCUAUAUCAAUCAGGCAUAAAGAUUAACCCAUUAAAUGUCAAGAUGUACAGCAACUAUGGUCUUGAACUGAAAAACAAAGGAGAACAAGCAAAAGCCAAACACAUAUAUGAAGAAGCAUUAAAAAUCGAACCUAAUUACAGUGAGGCUAUGUUUAACCUUGGAAAUGUUUACUCUGAUGAAGGAAAACUGGAAGACGCUCUCUAUUAUUUUCGAGGUGCAUUGCAGUCAUCUUACACCAGACCACAAGCACUGAACAACAUGGCUACUAUGCUACUCAAGCUAGGAAAGUCAGAAGAAGCGGAGCAGCAUUUUCUGGAGCUUAUUCAAUUGAAACCAGACCAUGCACAAGCAUACAAUAACCUUGCAAGUUUGUAUGGUCAAACAAAACAACACGAUAAAGCAGAAACAAUGUUCAAGAAAGCAAUCAAUGUUCUUCCAUCUUAUACAGAAGCACAUUUUAACUAUGGUACUCUGCUUUAUCAGAUGGGAAGAAUGAGCGAAGCAGAGUCCUACCUUCGAAUGGCUCUCUCUCUAAAUCCACAUCACAAAGGAGCACAAAACAACCUGCAAGUCGUGCUUUAUGACAAGACAAAGAAGUCAUAAAAUUGAUCAGCAGAGAUUGUUGAAAUUUUUGGUGUUAUAUAGAAUAAGUACAUCCGAGCAAAUGAUUUUUAUCAAUAUUCUUGUUGAUGUUAUUUCUUACAGUGAUGAUGAUUUGAUGUUAUUUGUUACAGUGAUAAUGAUUAAAUAUAAUCAAAUAGACUCGGUUUUAAUAGAGAGUGCAAACCU